AUGCGCUAUCCGUCGUUUGCUCGCGCUCAAGCGGUUGAUAUCACCGUUCUCGAACUCGCCACCCCUGCAAUACCCUGCGACGGCGGGAGCAUGGAGGGGAGCGGGCUUGGUGCGGAGAGAGUCGCCAAUGGCGCCGAAGACGAACUGCCCCAGCCUGACCCUGUGGAAGACGGACAACCUCGCGAUCAGGCGACGGGACGUAGGGGGGUCGGCGGUGGGCCGGUGCGGCGGUUCCUAGGAGAGGCGAUGGCGAGGCAAGGCAACAACGAUCGAAGGCUGCCCCGUCGAGGACACCAGCAGGCGAGUGUCGAGGGGCGUUCUGGAGAAACGGAAUCAAAGCGCGAGCUCGAGGCCUUGCGCAAAGAACUCGAGGAAAUUAAGGACUUGCUCCGUAUCCGAAGCGACGAGCUGCGCGGCAUACAGUCCUUCUUGGAUACGACGGACAAAACCUCGCUGGCAGACGUUCGCCGAACGGUCGAGCGCUUGAAUGCUGAGAGCUUCCAGCUUGCAGCCACGCUCGCGAACAGUUGCCAGUAUAGCCCAAGGGACCGCGCUCAUUCGCACAAGGAGGAAACGCGAGCUAGGUUGAAGUUGGAGAGCGUGCUAGGAAAGAGGAUGCUGGGGAUGUUGAGAGUGGUGAAGCACUGCGAGGACCCCCAUUGCGUUCAGCUGGCAUUGCAGGCGUGCCUCGCCUCGCACGCCGCUCGCUUGAGCACACAAUGGCACACAAAUGUCACCGAGGAUACGCGUGUUCUUCAGACCGUCUACGACAAAAUUCGUGGAUCGGAAUGUCCACCAGUAAGCCGUCGCUGGCGAGCAUUGAGCUACAAGUUCGGUGCACAGAACUUUGAAGCUCCUGAGCGAUCAUCAGCUACCUCGAACAUCGCUGCAGAACUUGCCGACGUACUAUUCUUCUCAGGCGCCGACAUGGCUCUCCCGGACAUUCACACCUUGGUGCUGGAACGAGUCUCCGCCAAACUUGAGGCACUGCUGGAGAUCGUAGACUCGCUACAGAAGAUAUUCUACGAAGAUGUCGUCUCGUGCGAGCUUAGGCUUGGCCUACCGCGAUGCGGUCAACGGUUCGACCCAGAAAGUAUGGACGAUAUCAGCGCCGAAACAAACAGUGCGUCGGGGUCACGCCUGGAGGUAUUGUGCGCGACAGAGGUCGGCUUGGCCAGUCAAGAUAAAGCGUCCGACGACAACUCAACCGUUUUGCUCAAAGCGAAGGUCGCUUCGGAAGCCAUAGUCAACGAAAUACUUCAAGCUGGGACCAAACAGAGAUGCUCUUGUGAGUCUAGAUUUCCUGCUAACUUUAUCACGCUCACCGAGAACAAGCCUCGUUCCACGCGAGAACUCAUUUCGGCAGCCGCAAUGGAAAUCGCCACUGUCAGAGAAAACAGCACCAGAGGGACUAGACCAAGGGGUUGUUGCGGCGUUAUCUCAUACCCUAUAGAGAGGAGGCGUGAGUGCCAUCAUGGUUGGCCCUAUUCGACGGCUCCAGGCUCAUUCGCCUGCGUGGUCCCAGACGCAAGGGUUGAGUCUGUCGUUCGCACACCGUUCGAGCCCUGCUGA
Messenger RNA from Phanerochaete carnosa HHB-10118-sp, 1572 nucleotides. RefSeq lists its product as uncharacterized. The record is from RefSeq and is a predicted model, not a curated record. Lineage: Eukaryota; Fungi; Basidiomycota; Agaricomycetes; Polyporales; Phanerochaetaceae. The coding region runs from base 1 to 1572 and encodes 523 amino acids. The transcript has 2 exons.